CUUCUGCUUCUCAUUCUAUGCACGCUCGCUUCGCCCACUCGCUGCACGCUCUCUUCGUCGCCUCGCUCCGUCUUGUUCGAACGCCCUGUCCUCCGGCUCUGUACCAUGGCCAUCCGUUCCUCCAUUGGUGCUGUUGGUUGAGCUUUGUUGGAUUUCGCGUUGGCUCCUUCGUAGGAGCCUGGGUCAUUCUGUCCUUGCUGUCCAGGUUGUUCCAUCUUGCUGAUUUGGUGCAGAAUCUCCGUUUAGCUCAUCGCUGCGUCUUCAUUCUGCUUGUUGGGCCGCGUCAAGUGUGGCCUCUGGGCUGCUUGUGUCUCCUUGGCCCAUUUAUUCGUGAUGCAAGGAAAUGGUGUCUGUGUUGUCCCCUCCUGCAGCCGUUAGAUCUAGCCCCUUGCAUGAAACAUGAUACCAUUAUACAGCAGUGCAAGUGUCUUGCCUGAUGGUCAUUAAAAAAUUCAUAUACACGAAUGGUUGGACUGAAUUUUUCAACAUAAUAAGUACUUGUUUUCUACAGUUGGUAGCAUAUAUAUAUAACUUACGGAGAUCUCAUGUAAUAGGAACAGACAUCUAAGUCGAAACUUGGGGAUCAUCUUAUAGCCUCAUGUUCACUUCUCUCCCUUUUAUUUCAUCUCAUUCCAUCGUUUAAGCAUAAGCUCAGUUUCAUUUGCUCAAGUUGGAGCUGUGGUGUACCUCUGGAUGAGUAUGCUACUGAGAGGGUUUAGAUCAGAGAACUAAACAAGUUGUGGGUCAGUGGCUAACCAAAUGCCACUGACCAUACAUCUCUUUGUUACUUGGAUACUAACAGCAAAUCAAAAUGAGCAGGGA
Triticum dicoccoides is the source of this 822-nucleotide messenger RNA. RefSeq lists its product as uncharacterized. NCBI's taxonomy places the organism in Eukaryota, Viridiplantae, Streptophyta, Magnoliopsida, Poales, Poaceae. The coding region runs from base 18 to 437 and encodes 139 amino acids. The transcript is spliced from 4 exons. The record is from RefSeq and is a predicted model, not a curated record.